Messenger RNA from Dermacentor silvarum, 873 nucleotides. RefSeq lists its product as uncharacterized. NCBI's taxonomy places the organism in Eukaryota, Metazoa, Arthropoda, Arachnida, Ixodida, Ixodidae. The transcript is spliced from 4 exons. The record is from RefSeq and is a predicted model, not a curated record. The coding region runs from base 92 to 637 and encodes 181 amino acids.
UGUAGACUACAGUUUUUCGACAAUAUCAGAUGAUAUCAGUCUCGAGAGUAGUCAGUAUAUUCCGGUCGAACAGCGUUCGAAGCUAUGUGCCAUGCAGUGUUUUUUAACCCUUAAAGCUCGAAUGGCGGUCGACGCUGCCCUAGAAUACCGCUUCACCGACACCGUCAAGCGAUGGAGAACGCGUGCACGAAAGCUUCCCUGCAUGAUUCAAACACAAAAGCGAACCACCGUACUCCAGAAACACGAGUGGGCAAAUACGACAGAAGUGCCUCGAGGGACACGUGCAGCAUCUAGCCGACCUUUGGUUCUACUUGAAAACGUGCCUCCCUUAGCUGGCAGCACCGACGUGCGCCUCAUGAGGACUCACCUGUUGAGCAUCGUGAAUGAGACGAGACUCACGCCGCUGACUUGCGAAGUGCUGCGAUCACCUGUUGUCAGUAUGCCGAACCUCAAGGAAGCAACGGAUCGCGCUGUUUCCUACAAUCCAAUAUAUCCUUUGUUAGAGGACGAAGAAAAGGAAGACCUCAUUCGAUCCACGGCUGACAUCCUCGCCGGAAGAGCCGAAGGAAUUGCGGAAGGCAAAGUCAGCGGUGACCGAUUUACGUACGUUAUCCACGCUUACAAGCCUGCACAAUAAAAGCUAGAAAACUGCGUGGUGCCGAGAAGUGACCACAGUAGAAAAAGUCAAAUGCAAAAUAUCUUAUCGUUUCCCUUUCACUGUGGCGUGUUAGUGGAAACACUAAUUGAAUAACUAAAACAUGGCAAAAAAAGCUACAAGACUGCGCAAGACGGUGGAAGGAAAAAAGCAUCGCUAAAGAAGCCAAAUAUGUGGUUCCUUCUCGGAGCUGCAUAUCAGUUCUUCAUCGUUUUCCU